AUGGGCUACAACUUGCCUGCGGAGAUGUUCUCCGAGUGGGCAAUCGGAGGAAUUGUUAUUGCUGUCCGCUUGUAUGCGCGGUGGAAAGUUGGAAAGGGCAAAUUUGACUGGGAUGAUCUUUUCUUAUCAUUUGCCACGAUCUCUUGGACUCUCCUUGUUGUGACCCUUUACCUUUGCACAUCGGUGCACAAGUCGAAUAUUGGACUCAGCGAGGAAACAGCGAUGGAAGUUCCAAAUGAUAUGAUCUCUGAUUAUCGCUCAGGCUCCAUCGACGCCUUCAUCGCUUGGAUCUGUUAUAUUGCCGUGGUCUGGUUGUUCAAAUGGGUUCUUAUGUUUCUGUACAUGAGGAUUACCAAAGGGCUCUGGGAACAUCGUCUCACUAUCGCUGUUGCAGUUUUCUCCGUUAUGACCUUCGUGGCGUCAAUGCUGUUGCAUCUUUGUAUUUGUCACCCUAUUCAAAAGAAUUGGCAGAUAAAGCCAUACGCUGGUGAUGAUUGCACGUUACGACCCCUUAACUACAUCAUCAUCGAUACCCUCAGUAUCUACCUAUACCUCUCGUCGUCAAAGCAGGAAUUGCUCUACGGCAAAAGCUAUUACUAUGUGUCCUAUUUUCGUCGGGAAUAUUCGUCAUGGUCGCCCGCGGUCCUACGAGCCUACUACUCAGUCAAGGAUAUAUCCACCUUAUCCACUGCCCUAGGCUGGGCAUCUCGAGAAUCAAUUGUCUCCGCGUUGACAGUCUGCGCGCCAGGAAUCAAACCGCUUAUCAGCAGCUCACGCUGGUUCUCGACCAACACCAACAGUGGUAGCACAUCUGCAGGUUUCAGCAGCACCUUCAAAGGCAAACGGAGUAGUGUUUUCCCUGGAUCGGAAAGUCACGCCGAAGACAAUAACGCUCUACACCCGUAUGAACUCUCCUCUUCUUUAGCCUGGAGCAAGCCCCGACCUGAGUCGAGGGGUGAGAGUCAGGAACAUAUUGUUUUGCAGAGCAAAACGAGCACAGAGCUUUCCCAUUCUCCGCCAAACGACAAUGAGAUCGUCGUGACUACGGAUGUCACGCUACCAGAGGCAUAUAUGCCAUAA
Penicillium longicatenatum is the source of this 1080-nucleotide messenger RNA. RefSeq lists its product as uncharacterized. NCBI's taxonomy places the organism in Eukaryota, Fungi, Ascomycota, Eurotiomycetes, Eurotiales, Aspergillaceae. The record is from RefSeq and is a predicted model, not a curated record. The transcript is spliced from 6 exons. The coding region runs from base 1 to 1080 and encodes 359 amino acids.